ACUAAAAGUUACUAUAUACGCAGCUGCCGUUAAAAUGGACGAACCUGGUAAGAAACUUCCAAAUUCUCGAGGGCCGUGCCCAAUUGAAUUCACCGAGUCGCAAAUCAGUUAUGGACCGCCUAAAAUCAACAAGGUUCUGACCACGCGUGCCAACCGAAUGGAGCAGUUUCUGUGGCAGGAGCUAUUCGCCGAGUACAAUCGUCAAUCCUCGGCAACUACGGACUUGGGUGUGAGCACCACUGAGUAUUUCGAUGUCUAUUGUAAGGAUAUACCACCGGUAGAUGAGGAACGAAAGGAGACUCUGGUCAACAAGUACCCGGUGUACUGUACAACGGCCAUAACUCUUUGGAACCAUGAUGGUGAUCCAACAAAGACCUUCAAAAAAAAGUAUUUGAUUACAAGGCCUAUUCAAGAGUGCACCGAAAAGUUUGCCCCAUAGGGUAUGGGGCCGGCAGCAAUUAUUCUUAAUCAACCUCCUUUUUAUUCAACCGCAGAUCAAACUGAUAUUCUAGGAUACUUAUACUCACUUUGCGAUCCACGAAUAAGAAAUCACCAUGUUUUUCAAUAGCAGAA
Messenger RNA from Drosophila persimilis, 573 nucleotides. RefSeq lists its product as uncharacterized. The record is from RefSeq and is a predicted model, not a curated record. Lineage: Eukaryota; Metazoa; Arthropoda; Insecta; Diptera; Drosophilidae. The coding region runs from base 35 to 439 and encodes 134 amino acids. The transcript is spliced from 2 exons.